Molecule: messenger RNA, 774 nt
Organism: Pieris macdunnoughi
Lineage: Eukaryota; Metazoa; Arthropoda; Insecta; Lepidoptera; Pieridae
Source: the annotation of a GenBank genome assembly
AUGCUUCGCCGAACAAAAGGGUCACGUAGCUCUCGUCGCGGUAUACGGGCGCAGAUGUUUGUAAGCAACGGUGCAAAAACCCAAGAAAGUGGUAGCUCAACUAAGUUCCAAGCAAGUAGGGGAACAUCUGCAGAACGGGGUACUCUCGUCACAAUUGCAGCAGCGGCAAAUGCUAUUGGGAACACAAGAACCACUAUUCCCUAUUCAAAGAGGUUGGACGUUCUGGAACGUCUUUUCAGAAAGGCAAAGAAUGAACUCCUGGAUAAGAUCGAUCCAUCAUCAUUCGAAUCAAACUUAAUAGAAUCAAUUCAGUUUAAAGUAAUCAAAACAAUCACAAAUAGAAUCACAUUAGAAAAACUAGCAGGAACUCGAUCCAAUGUUGAGAGUCCUGCGGCUUUCACCUCAAUUACUGCUUCAACUUCGUCUGCUCAUGGUUCGGCAUCUAAACGGCAAACAAAGCGGAAAAAUAAUGAAGAUCUAACAAAAGACGUUUUGCAAUCCGUUCAGGACCACUUUAAACGGCCGACAUAUCAAGAGGAUCGCUACGACAUUAUCGGAAAAAUGAUAGCAUUGAAACUUCGAGAAUUUAAAAAUAAACAGCAACAGUUGUUGGCUGAAAAAAUAAUAAAUGAAACUUUAUUCGAAGCUGAGAUGGGAAAUCUUACAAUGUCACAUAGAGUAAUGGCUCCAAAAACAAUGAUUUCCGAUUACGGUCAAGUAGUUCAACUUCUAUACCAUCACCAUCUCAUAACUUUUGCCAUCACCAUCUCAUAA